UCGUCUUCUCCGAUCACAAACCAUGGCUGCAGGGUUUCCGGUGGCGUCUCUGGUAGUCCUAGGAACAUGUCUUUUGUUGUUGCUAAAAGUUGCCUAUGAAACCAUCUCAUGUUACUGGCUGAUUCCUAGACGCAUCAAAAAGGCGAUGGAGAAACAAGGAGUGCGUGGGCCGAAACCUCGGUUCCUGGUCGGAAAUGUUUUCGAAGUGGCGUCGAUGGUCUCGAAAUCCACCGCCGGCGACAUGGAAUCCGUCCACCACGACGUCGUUUCCAGGCUACUGCCGCAUUACGUCGCGUGGAGGGAGAUUUACGGCAAGAGAUUCAUAUACUGGAAUGGGGCGGAGCCCAGGCUGUGCCUGACGGAAACCGAUUUGAUCAAGGAGCUUCUCUCCAAGUACAACGCCGUCACCGGAAAAUCAUGGAUGCAACGGGAGGGGUCCAAACAUUUCGUCGGCCGGGGGCUGUUGAUGGCCAACGGCGAGGAUUGGUAUCACCAGCGUCACAUUGCCGCGCCAGCUUUCAUGGGUGAUAAACUCAAGAGUUACGCCCGGUACAUGGUAGAAUGUACGACGGAGAUGCUCCGAUCACUGAAAAAUGCAGUGGAAACGGGUCAAACCGAGUUCGACAUAGAGAGUUGCAUGACUCGGCUUGCCGCCGACAUCAUAUCCCGGACGGAAUUCGGCAGUAGCUACGAGAAGGGAAAGCGAAUUUUUGAGUUGCUGACCGUUUUACAACGCCUUUGUUCUCAAUCUACACGGCACUUGUGUUAUCCCGGUAACCGGUUUUACCCAAGCAAAUAUAACAGCGAGAUAAAAACGUUAAACAUUGAGGUGGAGAGGCUGUUGAUGGAGAUCAUACAGAGCAGAAAAGACUGUGCAGAAAUCGGGAGGAUCAGCACGUACGGGGAUGAUUUACUGGGAUUGUUACUGAAAGAGAUGCAGGAGAAUAAAGGGAAUAGCAAUGGAUUUCGUUUGAAUCUGCCAUUGAUAAUGGAUGAAUGUAAGACCUUCUUCUUCGCCGGCCAUGAAACUACCGCGCUAUUGCUCACCUGGACCGUCAUGCUUCUCGCUACCAAUCCUUCUUGGCAGGAGAAAGUUCGCGAGGAAGUGAUGCAAGUCUGCAAUGGCGAUCCUCCCUCCAUUGAACAACUCUCCAAGCUAACCUUAUUGAGUGCGGUGAUAAACGAGGCGCUACGGCUGUAUCCGCCGGUGACGCUGCUGCCGAGAAUGGCGUUUGAGGACUUCAAGCUGGGGGAUCUGCACAUUCCGAAGGGUUUAGCAAUAUGGAUUCCGGUACUUGCCAUCCAUCACAGCGAAGAAAUAUGGGGAAAAGAUGUGAACGAGUUCAAGCCGGAAAGGUUUAUCUCAAGGUCCUACUCGCCUGGCCGGAUUUUCCUUCCGUUUGCCGCCGGGCCGCGGAACUGUGUCGGCCAAUCUUAUGCGUUGAUGGAAGCUAAGAUCGUGCUGGCCAUGUUGAUUUCCCGAUUCAGCUUCGACAUCUCCGACAAUUAUCGUCAUGCUCCGGUGGUUGUCAUCAGUGUCAAACCUAAGUAUGGCGUUCAAAUCCGACUGAAUCCUUUGAUCUAGCAAGGGUUAGGAAAACAUAGUGACAAUAUUUGGGUGGUGAUGAAGGAGGAUUUACUUUUAUUUUUAUUUUUGUUGUUAUAGAAGUUAUACUACAUUUGGACUUUGGUAAUGAAUGAUCAUACAUGCUUGUCUAUCAAUAUAUCCUAACAAAAUGAUGGUACAAGUUUGACAUUUUAUAU
Messenger RNA from Ipomoea nil (Japanese morning glory), 1764 nucleotides. Its product is annotated as cytokinin hydroxylase-like. The record is from RefSeq and is a predicted model, not a curated record. The transcript is spliced from 4 exons. NCBI's taxonomy places the organism in Eukaryota, Viridiplantae, Streptophyta, Magnoliopsida, Solanales, Convolvulaceae. Gene Ontology annotation, molecular function: iron ion binding; monooxygenase activity; heme binding. Bases 23 to 1585 code for a protein of 520 amino acids.